Notechis scutatus (mainland tiger snake) is the source of this 1467-nucleotide messenger RNA. The record is from RefSeq and is a predicted model, not a curated record. NCBI's taxonomy places the organism in Eukaryota, Metazoa, Chordata, Lepidosauria, Squamata, Elapidae.
GUAUGCUGAAUUGUGAAUCCUACAUUAGGAAACGAAUGGCAAUACAGUGUUUAGAAGUACUUUGUCUUGCCAAAGAUCAUUACUGGAAAUGUAUACUGCAGGCAGGUACCAUACCGUCAUUAAUCAGCUUGUUGAAGAGCAAAGACAUCAAAUUGGAGUGCCUCACUCUGGGAGUGCUGAGUAACAUCUCCACCCAUGACUCAAUUGUCAGAGCCUUUGUAGAAGCUGGAGGCAUUCCUGUGUUAAUUAAGCUCUUGUCUAUGGAAGAACCCGAAUUGCUGUCUCGUUGUGCAGUGUUUUUAUAUGAUAUUUCCCAGCUGGAUAAUAACCAAGUCAUCAUUGCUGAACUGGAUGGAAUUCCUGCUCUCAUCAAUCUGUUACAAUAUGACUUACAAGAUCUGCUUGUGAAUGUAAUGAGCUGUAUCCGAGUAUUAUGCAAGAAUAAUAAAGAGAAUCAGUUGAAAGUGAAAGAAAUGAUGGGUAUUGAACCACUUGUCCAGUUCUUACGUUCAGAUUCAGAUGUCCUGGUGGCAGUGGCCUCAGCAGUGAUUGCAGAAAUUUCUCGUGGGAAUAUGGAAAUGCAGAAUGCUAUCAUGGCGGCAAAUGUUAUUGAUCCUCUAAUUCAACUUCUCAGAGGAAGGAAAAUCGGUGUCCAGGUUAAAGGAGCAACAGCAAUUGAGGCACUCUGUGAAGGGAACACUAUUAUCCAGAUGAGAUUUCUAGCCAAAUCUGUGACUAAGUUCCUUCUGAAGCUCCUGAAGGCCUUUCACUUGAAAGUGAAAGAACAAGGGGCUGUAACCCUCUGGGCUCUAGCUGGACAAACACUGAAGCAGCAGAAAUUCAUGGCGGAACAGAUUGGAUACAAUUUAAUUAUAGACAUGCUUCUAUCACCAUCUGAUAAAAUGCAGUGUGUUGGAGGAGAAGCUGUCAUAGCUCUUAGCAAGGACAGUGAAAUUCACCAGAACCAAAUAUGCGAAGGGAAUGGAAUCGCCCCUUUGGUCCGGCUGUUAAGAAGUGGAAGGAUAGCAGAAGGCACCCUCCUCAGCGUGAUCAAAGCCUUAGGCACAAUGUGUGUCGGUCUGUAGUUCCUUUUCUUUUUCUCCCGAAGUAUAACAAUGUUAAAGCUUUUGAGUAAAGACCAUGGAAGGGCGUAGGAAAGAGUAGUCUUAAUAUUCUACAAUAUUAGACAGGUUUGAGAGCUAUAGCAGUCCAUUUCCCCCUCUACAGCAAUCCUCUUCACAAAGCAGAUGCAUUAUCAAAAUAGCUGCAAUCUUACACCUGCAGUUUGUGACUCACAAAGCCAACUAUAGCCCAGUCAGGAUUUAGUUCCUUCUUUUUCCGAACUUCCUGGUAUAAGCUUUUGAGGCUAUAGUUGGCUUGGUUUUAAAAAGUAAGUCUAAAGAAAUCAUCAGAACAGAUGGAAUGAAAUUAUUACUAGCAACUUAUAUUUAGCCCCAGUUUUUCUAG